Molecule: messenger RNA, 1767 nt
Organism: Sardina pilchardus (European sardine)
Lineage: Eukaryota; Metazoa; Chordata; Actinopteri; Clupeiformes; Clupeidae
Gene: xkr6b
Product: XK, Kell blood group complex subunit-related family, member 6b
Exons: 3
Coding region: 1-1767 (588 amino acids)
Biological process (GO): phosphatidylserine exposure on apoptotic cell surface; engulfment of apoptotic cell; apoptotic process involved in development
Cellular component (GO): plasma membrane
Source: RefSeq, a predicted model, not a curated record
AUGGCAGCGAAAUCCGAUGGUCGGGGGGUCGUCACCGGUUUCGCCCAGCUGCACAACCUGGACGAGACGGCGGGGAAUGGAGAGGAGGACCCGAGAGAGGGCAGCUCCUUCCACAUCUGCCACUGUUGCAACACCUCGUCGUGCUAUUGGGGUUGCCGGAGCGCCUGCCUGCGCUACCUCUUGGGGAAGGGGAGAGACGCCAGGCUGCCUCCACAGGAGGAGCGCCUCUGGUUGGACUGCCUGUGGAUCGUCUUGGCGCUGUUGGUCUUCUUCUGGGACGUGGGUACUGACUUGUGGCUGGCAGUCGACUAUUACACCAAGCAGGACUACCUCUGGUUUGGGCUGACACUGUUGUUAGUGCUGGUCCCCUCGGUGCUGGUCCAGAUUCUGAGCUUCAGGUGGUUCGUGCAGGAUUACACCGGGGGGGGACUGAGCUCCGUGGAGGGGCUGAGUAGCCGACGGGCCACGGCGAGUCUGAGCGCGGGGCUCCAUGGCAAGCGCAAGUGCUGCCACCUCUCCGUCUGGGUCUGGCAGACUUUCAUUCACAUCCUUCAGAUGGGACAAGUCUGGAGGUACAUCCGCACCAUGUACUUGGGUAUCCAGAGCCGGCGGCAGAAGGAUAACCAGCGGCGCUUCUACUGGGCCAUGAUGUACGAGUACGCAGACGUCAACAUGCUUCGCCUCCUGGAGGCCUUCCUGGAGAGCGCCCCGCAACUGGUGCUCCAGCUGUGCAUCAUGAUCCAGAGGAACCGCGCUGAGAAGCUGCAGUGUGUCUCAGCGGUGGCCUCCCUCCUCUCCCUGUCCUGGGUGCUAGCCUCCUACCACAAGCUCCUGCGUGACUCGCGCGACGACCAGAAGAGCAUGAGCUACCGCGGCGCCGUGAUCCACCUGCUGUGGCGCGUCUUCACCAUCUCGUCGCGGGCGCUCUCCUUCGCGCUCUUCGCCUCCGUGUUCCACCUGUACUUCGGCAUCUUCGUGGUGCUGCACUGGAGCGCCAUGGCCUUCUGGGUGGUGCACGGCGGCACCGACUUCUGCAUGUCCAAGUGGGAGGAGGUGCUCUUCAACAUGGUGGUGGGCGUCGUGUACGUCUUCUGCUGGUUCAACGUCAAAGAGGGCAGGACCCGAUACCGCAUGGCGGCCUACUACGCCCUGGUGCUAGUCGAAAACACCCUCCUGGUGGCGCUCUGGUACGCCUACCGCGACCCGGCCACCACCGACGACUUCGCCGUGUCGGCGCUCUGCGGCGUCUUCCUGUGCUUCGCCUCUGGCAUGGCCUUCAUGGUCCUCUACUACGGGGUGCUCCACCCCAUGGGGCCCCGGCUGCGGCUGCUGGCCAGCUCCUGCUGCGCCGAGCUGCUCUGGGGCCUGCCACUGCCGCCGGAGGCCGAGCCCAUGGCCCCCACGCCGGGGCCCCGCGGCUCCCAGGCCACGCCGACCCGCGGCCUCGCGGCCUCGUCCGGCGGGAUGGGGGGGGACUACUACUACGACGAGGAGGAGGAGGCGGCCACGGACACCUGCCUGCCCGUGUUCCAGGUGCGCUCCACGGAGCCGGUGGACGCGGCGGGGCGGCCCCUGCGGCCCGAGGGGCCCCUCAUCAAGAUUGACAUGCCGCGCAAGCGCUACCCGGCCUGGGACGCGCACUUUGUGGACCGGCGCCUGCGGAGGACCAUAAACAUCCUGCACUACAUCAGUCCCAACGCCGUGGGGAUCAGGUACAGGGACGGCCCGCUGCUCUACGAGCUCCUCCAGUACGAGUCCUCGCUCUGA